UGAGGGCGGGCGGUCACGCGGGAGGUUUAAACAGUCCCGCUUGGUUUCGGAUGAGUAGGUCGUGAAGAUAUUUACUUUUUCUUUUUUUGAGUUAUACUACGGAUUUUUGUAUUUAUCAUUUCAGCAAAUGCAAGGGGAGAUGACUCACGAAAGGCCCCUGCAGGAAUUACCCUGCCUGAAUGAGACUUUAGAGGGAUCCAUGCUCUCGCUCUCCCAGAAGAGCAAACGGAAAAAGAGACAGUAUUUUGGAGAAGGGUUGGACACUGAGAGCACCCCUCAAGAGCUCAUUCAGCAGUGGUCACCACCUCACAAGCAGCAAAUGGUCUGCAAAGGCAAAGAAAACGAGGAGAAUGUGUUUGUGCUCGCCAGACGACCAAGGAAAAGGAGGGAGGUUAACGGCUUAUCCUGGGACAAUUUGCCAGAUGAGCUGCUGUUGGGGAUCCUGGCUCACCUCCCCCUGCAGGACCUCCUAAGAAUGUCCCGGGUCUGCAAGCGCUGGCAUCGCUUGGCGUUGGACGAAUCCCUGUGGCAAAGUGUGGACCUGGUAGGAAAGGCACAACUGGAUCAGGCUCUUGGGCAGGUCCUUACAGCUGGAGUACUGGGACUACGCUGUCCACGUACCUGCCUCGGAGAACCCCGUUUCACACACACACGCCCCCUUCGUGUCCAGCACAUGGACCUCUCCAGCUGCAUCGUCGCCACCCCGGUUAUAGAAGACAUCCUCUCCCGCUGCCGGCUGCUAGAGAACAUCAGCUUGGAGGGACUGGAGCUCUCCGACAGAAUCCUUCAGUCCUUGUCCCAGAACACCGGGCUGGUGAGGCUCAACUUGUGUGGCUGCUCUGGAUUCAGUCCCGACUCGCUUGGCGAGAUGCUCAAAUCCUGCACUCGGCUUGGCGAGCUGAACUUGUCGUGGUGCGACUUUGGCGCUGAUCACGUGAAGGCUGCUGUGGGCAACUUCCCGCCCAGUAUCACCCAGCUCAACUUAAGUGGCUACAGACAGAACCUUACCAUGGAAGAUUUGACAGACUUGGCCGAGAGAUGUCCUAACCUUGUAAACCUGGAUUUAAGUGACAGUGUUCUGAUAACCACCUCCAGUUUCCCGAUCCUCCAGCAGCUGAAGUCUCUGAGACAUUUAGCAUUGAGUCGCUGCUACCAGUUCCACCCAGCUGCCUUAGCUGACUUUGAGAAGUUUCCUGAGCUACAGACGUUGGAGGUGUACGGGCUGGUCCAGGACACCGACCUUCCAAUCCUGUGUAAAGCUUUGCCCCAUCUCCAAAUCAACACCCGGCCCUUCUCGGGCGUGGCCCGCCCGACAGAGGCCGCCCUGAGGAAUCGCACCAUGUGGGGCAUGGCCUGUCGCCUGGUGUUCAGGCCCUAGUCAUAAUGCGUUCCUAAUGCUUCCAUUAACACGUCGUACCGUAUUUCUGUCCAAUGCCGUCACGGUAGAGGAGGGAUGUAAGCUAUUUUAAAGUUUGUGUGUCAGUGUCAGUUGUGUGCACGCGUAUUGCAGAGAGCCUUAUACAACUUGUGUACUGUCACCAAUUGUUCUGACUGCUGAUGGAGACGUCUGUUUUGUUGUGCUCUUAUCAGCACUUUGUUUUGGUUUUGUACUGACGGGUAGUAGUACAAAGUUUCUAGUAAUACGGUCAGUAAUUGGGUGUGGCCAUUUUAUGCUGGUUAAUUGCAUUGCUUCCUGGUAAUGCUACUUGAAUACAGUGCAAAGAAAUUCCUAUGAUAUUAAGUGUUUUAGAAUUGUUUACCUUCAUAAUGUUGAAGACCGAUUGUAGCUAUUAUGGAAAUGCCUGUUUUUUUUACUUGAUAUUAUUGUUUUUAUUAUUUUUAUUCUGAUAAUGUAUUCUAUGAUCUGUCCAGUAUCUUCCGAACAUUCCAAAGACAGAUUUGUUAGAAAAAUGGUCUGUAGUAAAGACUGCAAAACUCAAAAACAGCAUACUUAAAAAAAAAAAAAAAAAAUCUGUAGUGUUUUAUUAACUGGUUGACAACAUUAAUUACAUACAUUAACUACAAUUGAAUGUCUAUCAACUGUAUGAAUAAUUUGCCAGUAAGACAAUAAGAUGUUCAUAACAAGGAACUAUUGCAUGGGUACUCCACUGUAACUGAACAAAUUGGUCCCUCUUGUUGCAAAGUUUAGAAUUGCCCUUUGAAUGUUUUAUAGACACCAAAUUGAAAGGGCAUUUUAAAGAUCCAGAUUUACUUCUGCCAUUUACUUAUUCAAUUAAAAUGUUAUACUUUUUGUUUAAUAACAAAUCAAUGAAGAUUGUUUAAUUUUACAUUGUAAAUCAAUCUUUUCAUCUGAUUUACUGGAGGGAUAAGUGGCUAUGGCAUGAACUAUUGAUCUUUUGUAAUUUCUUUGGAAAUAAUGUAAUUUUGUCCAUAAGAGGUUUUAUGAAGUAUGAGAUUGUGCACUACAGUACAGGUUUCUAAUGUAAAAUGAAUGGUAGGUACUAGGAGUGUCUGGGCCAUGUUUGGUUUGGUUCCUGUUCACUCACAUUUGUGGUGAGAUGUUUAGUGUCAAUUAUUCAUGCGUUGACAUAAGAUGUAGUCUUAUGUCUAAAUGUAAUACUUGCCAUUUUUGGUGUACAAAUAAAUGUUUUAUUUAAAGAGUU
This is a messenger RNA of Esox lucius (northern pike), 2624 nucleotides long. It is a transcript of the gene skp2, whose product is annotated as S-phase kinase-associated protein 2, E3 ubiquitin protein ligase. Gene Ontology annotation, cellular component: SCF ubiquitin ligase complex. Gene Ontology annotation, biological process: SCF-dependent proteasomal ubiquitin-dependent protein catabolic process. The transcript is spliced from 10 exons. The record is from RefSeq and is a predicted model, not a curated record. Bases 128 to 1378 code for a protein of 416 amino acids. Lineage: Eukaryota; Metazoa; Chordata; Actinopteri; Esociformes; Esocidae. Gene Ontology annotation, molecular function: protein binding.